AUGCCACCAAGACGCAGACGUGGCCCACAAGUGGAGAACGACAUGGAGGAACAAUCAGAGGGAAGUGUCGGGAAUCAACCCCAUCCUCCACCACCACCCCCACCUCAACCUCAAGAGAGAGAAUACAUUAAGGCCUUCCGAAAGGAAAACCCCCCAAAGUUUGACGGACUGGGAGAGCCCCCGAAGGCAGAGGCUUGGAUACGCGACCUCGAGCGUAUAUUUGACUUCAUGGGAUGCACCGAUAGGGAACGUCUAGCUUGCGUGACGUAUCAACUGACUGGACCUGCCGAUUUUUGGUGGGAAACUAAACGACGAACUAUGAACCCUGCCCGCCACGAGGCGCUCACAUGGGAAGAAUUCAAGGAAGAGGUAUACGACAAGUACAUUCCCAUGAGCUAUAGACGGGCGAAGAUAGUGGAGUUCCACACCCUGAAACAGGGAAACAUGACGGUGACGGAGUACGACCGUGCUCUUUGUGAAAUGACCCGAUAUGCGCCCGAGUUAGUGGACACCGAUGAGAAGAUGGCCGCAAAAUUCCGUUCUGGCCUUAGACACGAGAUAAGGGUAGCCAUGGCCAGCCGCAAAGGAAUCUCGUACUCCGAAAUUUUGAGUUGCGCUUUAGAUGUGGAAGAAGCACUACCAAAGGACGAGACGACGGCGAAUGCUACACCACCAACACCUCAACCGAACUAUCGAGACAAGAGGAAGUGGGAAGACAACCGAGCUCCUUAUGACAACAAGCGACACCGUUCUACUUUCCGCCAGACGCAAGACUAUGACCGGCAAGCCAUGCGACAGCCGAGAGGGAAUCAACAGAAGGCACCCCACUGCAACCGGUGCUCCAAGUACCACUUUGGCGAGUGUAGAGCUGGAAGCAUCCGAUGCUUCACUUGUGGUGGAAAUGGACAUAUGUCUCGAGUGUGCCCGAAUAACAACAAAGGAGGAAUGUGGAAUAGGCAGGGACAUGGGGAACAACAGCAACAACCACAACCAUUCGACAGGUGGCCCCACAACAAGCGAGAGCGUACGCGCUGA
Messenger RNA from Salvia splendens (bonfire salvia), 1035 nucleotides. RefSeq lists its product as uncharacterized. Gene Ontology annotation, molecular function: zinc ion binding; nucleic acid binding. The coding region runs from base 1 to 1035 and encodes 344 amino acids. NCBI's taxonomy places the organism in Eukaryota, Viridiplantae, Streptophyta, Magnoliopsida, Lamiales, Lamiaceae. The record is from RefSeq and is a predicted model, not a curated record. The transcript has a single exon.